AUGCGUGAUACCCCUAGUAGUGAGAUGAGUGAUACCCCUAGAAGAGAGAUGCGUGAUACCCCAAGGAGUGAGAUGAGUGAUACCCCUAGAAGAGAGAUGCGUGAUACCCCUAGAAGAGAGAUGCGUGAUACCCCUAGUAGUGAGAUGAGUGAUACCCCUAGAAGAGAGAUGCGUGAUACCCCUAGAAGAGAGAUGCGUGAUACCCCUAGUAGUGAGAUGAGUGAUACCCCUAGAAGAGAGAUGCGUGAUACCCCAAGGAGUGAGAUGAGUGAUACCCCUAGAAGAGAGAUGCGUGAUACCCCUAGAAGAGAGAUGCGUGAUACCCCUAGUAGUGAGAUGAGUGAUACCCCUAGAAGAGAGAUGCGUGAUACCCCUAGAAGAGAGAUGCGUGAUACCCCUAGUAGUGAGAUGAGUGAUACCCCUAGAAGAGAGAUGCGUGAUACCCCAAGGAGUGAGAUGAGUGAUACCCCUAGAAGAGAGAUGCGUGAUACCCCUAGAAGAGAGAUGCGUGAUACCCCUAGUAGUGAGAUGAGUGAUACCCCUAGAAGAGAGAUGCGUGAUACCCCUAGAAGAGAGAUGCGUGAUACCCCUAGUAGUGAGAUGAGUGAUACCCCUAGAAGAGAGAUGCGUGAUACCCCUAGAAGAGAGAUGCGUGAUACCCCUAGUAGUGAGAUGAGUGAUACCCCUAGAAGAGAGAUGCGUGAUACCCCAAGGAGUGAGAUGAGUGAUACCCCUAGAAGAGAGAUGCGUGAUACCCCUAGAAGAGAGAUGCGUGAUACCCCUAGUAGUGAGAUGAGUGAUACCCCUAGAAGAGAGAUGCGUGAUACCCCUAGAAGAGAGAUGCGUGAUACCCCUAGUAGUGAGAUGAGUGAUACCCCUAGAAGAGAGAUGCGUGAUACCCCAAGGAGUGAGAUGAGUGAUACCCCUAGAAGAGAGAUGCGUGAUACCCCUAGAAGAGAGAUGCGUGAUACCCCCAGUAGUGAGAUGAGUGAUACCCCUAGAAGAGAGAUGCGUGAUACCCCUGGAAGUGAGAUGAGUGAUACCUCUAGAAGUGAGAUGAGUGAUACCUCUAGAAGUGAGAUGAGUGAUACCUCUAGAAGUGAGAUGAGUGAUACCCCUAGAAGAGAGAUGCGUGAUACCCCUAGAAGAGAGAUGCGUGAUACCCCUAGUAGUGAGAUGAGUGAUACCCCUAGAAGAGAGAUGCGUGAUACCCCUGGAAGUGAGAUGAGUGAUACCUCUAGAAGUGAGAUGAGUGAUACCUCUAGAAGUGAGAUGAGUGAUACCUCUAGAAGUGAGAUGAGUGAUACCCCUAGAAGUGAGAUGCGUGAUACCCCUGGAAGUGAGAUUUGUGAUAUCCCUGGAAGUGAGAUGAGUGAUACCUCUAGAAGUGAGAUGCGUGAUACCCCUAGAAGUGAGAUGCGUGAUACCUCUAGAAUAUGCAGUAAACAUUUUCCCACCAACACCAGCUGCCCUAAGACAAUCCCAAAGUUUACAUCGGUCAACAGUGUCGAAAGCUUUUUUAAAAUCUACAAACGCAAUAUAGAGUUUUCGUUUUCGGCAUCCGAGAUAUCUCUGAACAAUAGCAUAAAGUGAGAAAAUAUUAUCAGCA
Molecule: messenger RNA, 1609 nt
Organism: Haliotis rufescens (red abalone)
Lineage: Eukaryota; Metazoa; Mollusca; Gastropoda; Lepetellida; Haliotidae
Product: TRIO and F-actin-binding protein-like
Exons: 3
Coding region: 1-1593 (530 amino acids)
Source: RefSeq, a predicted model, not a curated record